Messenger RNA from Arxiozyma heterogenica, 750 nucleotides. RefSeq names its product Dse2p (gene DSE2). The transcript has a single exon. Lineage: Eukaryota; Fungi; Ascomycota; Saccharomycetes; Saccharomycetales; Saccharomycetaceae. Bases 1 to 750 code for a protein of 249 amino acids. The record is from RefSeq and is a predicted model, not a curated record.
AUGCAAGUUAAGUUAUUAAACAUUUUAUGGUUCCUUCUAGUAUCAGUCUUCUCAAUUGCAUCUGCUGAUAUAGCACAAUUAAUAACCAAAGAUGGUGUUAUUUACAGUUAUGCAGUUAGAACAAAGACCUUACAACCUGCUACUGUUCUUGUUUCAACCAGUUAUUAUACAACCGUUCAAGUGAGACAAAUUACAUUAGCAAAUAAUGAAGUAACAUCAACUACAGAACAUAUUACUACUCAAGCUACUAUAAUAACAUCUAUACCUGCUGUCCUUGCUAAUCAAGAAUCGUCGAAUGAUGUUAUUACUACAGCUGCUGCUCAAGAUGUUGCUGAUCCACAAUAUACUUCAGUACCUCAAAUCAGCUCCACUACUACCAUUUCUCCUGUGUCUGCAACUGAAAGUCAGGUCAUGGAUGUUAAGAGUAGUCAAUAUACUAGUACCUUAUCCUCAUCUCAAGUUAAUACCCUAAUACCUUCUCAAACAAUAACUUUAACCCCACAAGCUUCCUCCAGUUACUCUAGAAUUCUAACUACUAUCACUCCAACACCACAAUCUACUAGUGUCUCCAAUACUCAAAGUAUCCUUAUCACGUCUGUAAACUCUGAAGAUAGAGUUUGUUACGUAUAUUAUGAAGAUGAUGAAUACUAUAGUACUUAUUAUAUUACUGGCCCAUCUCAAACAAUUGAUGCUGCCUCCACUAUAACAAGUACACGCACAAAGACCAUCUACCAAACCAUCUCUAGUUAG